AUGCAGCGAUGGAUAUUUUGGGGUAUGCGAGGAGGACGAGUCACUUCGAUUUUCGUUUCAGAGAGGUACAGUAGUCUAGAGGGUUUCAGUUUUCCUGGGUUCGCUGAUGCGGACUUUGCAAGCAAGGCAGCAGACCGUAGGUCGGUAUCAGGGGGGAUCGUCACGUGUGGAGGAGGCGCCGUGUCUUGGUUUUCCAGAACGCAGAGGUGUGUUACGAUUUCAACGACAGAAGCAGAGUACGUCGCGCUUGGUGACGUAGUGAAGGAGAUCUUGUUUUUGAGGCAAAUUUGGCGUUUCAUGUUGCCGCAGGUCGGCAUGCCGUGCAUCCCUGUCUUCGAGGACAACCAGGGGGCGAUUCAACUAGCGCAGAACCCCAUCUCAAACUCGAACUCGUAGCACAUAGAUGUAAGGCACCGUU
This is a messenger RNA of Ectocarpus sp. CCAP 1310/34, 418 nucleotides long. Lineage: Eukaryota; Phaeophyceae; Ectocarpales; Ectocarpaceae. The record is from the annotation of a GenBank genome assembly.